Haemonchus placei is the source of this 2076-nucleotide messenger RNA. Lineage: Eukaryota; Metazoa; Nematoda; Chromadorea; Rhabditida; Trichostrongylidae. The record is from the annotation of a GenBank genome assembly.
AUGUAUCGCACUCAGUGGAAUGUGUUCGCGAAAGGUGAUCUUAGGGAGCUUAUCCCUACUCCAACAACUCCAGAUGGCCACGAAACAAAUAAAGGUGCAGUUCUCCGUGGUAUUGUCUUGGACUGUCGCAGUGGUCAGGAUGCAGAAGUAAAAGUAUAUGAGUGCUACUGUUUCCAGACGCGGCAGUUAAUGGUAAUAAAAACUAGUCGGGGGUUAUGUAAAAGCUGGGAGAUCACGUUUUCAAUUAAGUCUAGAGAUGAUAAUGGUAUAUGUGAUGUCAACAUCGAAAAAGUCUCUGAGAACUCGCCGAUGGAGACGAAAGGAGAAGUUGUCUUGGGCCGGGAUGGGGCCGUCAGAAUCAGAACGUAUGUAGGUGCCAGUGAAUGCCCACAACACGAAAGUUACGAUGAAAAAAUCCUAUGGUCAGAUAAAUUUCAAAGAGUACGCAGGGGCCAAGACGAUGGACCUCUUGAAAAAUCAGCGAUAUAUUCAACUUAUGUUGAGAGGGACACUUCGAAGGAAGCCAUUGCGAAAGGGGUUGCGUUCCGGAUAAGUGACCUUCUUAAGAAAGUUAUCGAUGAGGAUACGAUUAAGCGUUGUCAGGAUCAGAUGUUGGCAGACCAGGAUAUCUUGAACGCGGAGGCCAACUCCAGUACCGAUGCGUUUGGAAAUGUUGAACAGCCUGUUCGGGAAUUGCUGACCGCUACGUUGUUGAUGAAUAAACUUGAAAUCAAAGAUAAAGGCAGGCUCUGUAAAAGCUGGAGGGUGACAUUUACAAUAAAGAACACGAACUCUGAUGGAGUGUAUGACGUGAACAUCGCGAAGAAAGAUGGAAACCCUCCUGAUGCCGAAAAAGGGGACAUUUUCCUUAGCAGAGAUGGAUUCGUUAUAAUGAAAACCUAUGUUGGUGCCUCUAUGUGUAUUCAUCAUGAAAGCCAUGAAGGAAUUGUUCUCUGGUCGGAUAAGUUUGGAAGAGUACUGUAUGCAAACGAGGAGAAGCUUGCAACAACUACCAUAUAUUCGACUUACGUCCGAAGAGAUGGUUCGAGGUUGGCUGCUUCCUAUGCCGUAGAAUUCCGAAUUUGUGAAACUUUGAAGCCGGUCGCUGAUAAGGAUGUAGUUCAACGCUGCCAAAUUCAGCUCUUUGAAGACCAGAACCUAAUGCUUUGCAUUCGUGCCGAUAAAAUCAAAACCAAAGCAUGGAAUGCGGAAUAUGGAUGUAUUCUAGUUGAAGAGACCUCCCGUGAAACUGAAUCAGGACUAUUUUUCUAUGUUAAAAGAGUUGAUGAACCAGCUGAUCCCUUAGCGUACACCUAUUGGGUACGUGAUAUCCUUCAGAUUGAAUUGCAACUUGAUAUAAGUCUCGUUGAAAAAUUGGCCAACGGCAUGGUGAUAGCGGAAAAUCCAUAUGUGGGAAAGAUCGAGAUGGAGCAGGAAGCAUAUGACAUGAUUUCUUCACAAAGGAUGGUUGGUACCUUACGUUUCAACGAUUUCAACAAAGAAGUGCCCUGGACUUUUGUAGAGAUCAUUCGGACUUUGGAACCCCGUGAAGACUUCCCCAUAUCGAGCCCCGAAUGUCGAGUCAGUGAUCACGUGAGAACAAGGGCUAAGAACGAGAGUAGACGGCCUCCUUCAAGCAGAAGUGAUAGAUAUCGUCCUCACCCGAACGCGAGUGCUCAGUAUCGACCUCAAUCAAGUGGAACAGAGCCGAUGAGUACCGGCCGCAUUCAAAUAGAAAUUAUCAGGACCGGCCUCAGUCAAGCAGAGCGGAUCAUUACCGGCCUCUUUCAAAUGGAAAUUAUCAAAGCCGGCCUCAAUCAAACCUUACUGAUGAGUACCGGCCUCAAUCGAGCAGAGCGGAUCAGUACUGGCCUCAUUCGAAUGGAAGUUAUCAGUACCGGCCUCAUUCAAAUGGGAGUUAUCCGGGCCAGCCGCAUUCGACCGCAUCUGAUCAGUACCGUACUCAAUCAAGCAGAGCGGAUCAGUACCGGCCGUAUUCAAGUGGAAGUGAUCGGAGCCGACCUCAUUCAACCGUAUCUGAUCAGCAAUGGCCUCAGUCAAGCAGUACUACCGUAA